CCGCCGGCCGGAGCUGGGCAGGGAGCCGCGGAGCGCGACGCGCGGGGCCGGGCCGGGCCCCCCAUGGCGCCGCCGCCGCUGCUGCUCCUGGCCGCGCUGUGGGCCGCCGGGCGCGCCGAGCCCGAGGGCGCGAACCGCAGCCUGAGCCUGGCCGUGGUGCUGCCGGAGCGCAACGUGAGCUACGCGUGGGCCUGGCCGCGCGUGGGCCCCGCCAUCCGCCUGGCCCUCGAGGCGCUGGAGCGCGGCGACCCCCCGCUGCUGCCCGGCCCGCUCGCCGUCCGCCUCCACUUCAGGAGCUCGGAGCUGGAGGGCGCCUGCUCCGAGUACGUGGCGCCCCUCAACGCCGUGGACCUGAAGCUCUACCACGACCCCGACGUGCUCUUCGGGCCGGGCUGCGUCUACCCGGCCGCCUCGGUGGGGCGCUUCGCCUCGCACUGGCGCCUGCCGCUCAUCACGGCCGGGGCCGUGGCCACGGGCUUCAGCCACAAGCGGGAGCACUACGGCACCACGGUGCGCACCGGGCCCUCGGCGCCCCAGCUCGGCGCCUUCGUCUCGCAGCUCCACGCGCACUUCAACUGGAGCGCCCGCGCCGCGCUGCUCUACGCGGACCACAAGACCGACGACCGGCCCUACUACUUCACCAUCGAGGGCGUGUACCAGGAGCUGCAGGAGGCGCUCAACCUCACCGUGCGCUACCACAUCUACGCGCCCGACGAGGGCGGCGCGGACGCGGCCAUCCACUUCAUCCGGGCGAGCGGGCGCGUCAUCUACAUCUGUGGCCCCCUGGAGAUGUUGCACCGGAUUAUGAGGCUGGCCCAGCGGGAGAGCCUGACUAAUGGCGACUACAUCUUCUUCUAUGUGGACGUGUUUGGGGAGAGUCUGCGUGCCAGUGCCACUCGCGACGCCUUGAAACCCUGGCAGAACAAACAGAGUCAGGACGUGGGCCUGCGUCAGGCCUUCCAGACGGUGCUGGUGAUCACCUACCAUGAACCCCAGAACCCCGAGUACCAGCACUUCCAGACCCAACUGAUCCUGCGAGCCAAGGAGGAGUUCAAGGUGGAGCUCGGCUACUCACUGAUGAACCUGGUGGCCGGCUGCUUCUACGACGGAGUGCUGCUCUACGCCAUGGCACUGAACGAGACGCUGGCCGAGGGCGGCUCCAAGAAGGACGGCACCCGCAUUGUGCAGAAGAUGCGGGACCGGAAGUUCCAGGGGGUCACCGGACUUGUGAGCAUGGACAGCAACAACGACCGGGACACAGACUUCAGUCUGUGGGUGAUGGGCAACCCCGAGAGCGGGGAAUACGAGGUGGCAGGGCACUACGCUGGCGCGGAGAAGAAGCUGAACUGGCUGGGGAGGCCCAUUCACUGGGUGAAGGGGGUCCCCCCCCUCGACAACCCCCCCUGCAUCUUUGAUGUGGAUGAUCCCUCCUGUGAUAAAACCCCACUCUCCACGCUGGCCAUCGUGGCGCUGGGCACCGGCCUCACCCUCGUCAUGUUUGGAAUCUCCAGCUUCCUGAUUUUCAGGAAGCUGUUGCUGGAGAAGGAGCUGGCCAGCAUGCUGUGGAGGAUCCGCUGGGACGAGCUGCAGUUUGGGAACGCCGAGCGCUACUACAAGGGGGCGGGCAGUCGGCUCACCCUGUCGCUGCGCGGCUCCAGCUACGGCUCCCUGAUGACGGCCCAUGGCAAAUACCAGAUCUUUGCCAACACUGGCCACUUCAAGGGGAACGUGGUGUUCAAUAGGCAUCCGCGCCUGCCCCGUCCCCUUGCAUUGACUUCCCGCCCGUGCGGCGCUGACCCUGUCCCUGUCCCUGGCCCCCAGGGGAACGUGGUGGCUAUCAAGCAUGUGAAUAAGAAGCGGAUCGAGCUGACGAGGCAGGUGCUCUUCGAACUCAAACACAUGAGGGACAUCCAGUUCAACCACCUGACCAGGUUCAUCGGUGCCUGCAUCGACCCGCCCAAUGUUUGCAUUGUGACAGAGUACUGCCCGCGGGGCAGCCUGCAGGACAUCCUGGAGAAUGAGAGCAUCAACCUGGACUGGAUGUUCCGCUACUCGCUCAUCAAUGACAUUGUGAAGGGAAUGGCCUUUCUGCACAACAGCAUCAUUGGGCACCACGGCAGCCUCAAGUCCUCCAACUGCGUGGUGGACAGCCGCUUCGUGCUGAAGAUCACGGACUACGGGCUGGCCAGCUUCCGCUCCAGCUGCGAUGCUGAGGACAGCCACGCGCUGUAUGCCAAGAAGCUGUGGACGGCCCCAGAGCUGCUGCAGAAGGGGCGCCUGCCCCCCCAGGGGAUGCAGAAGGCCGAUGUGUACAGCUUCAGCAUCAUCCUGCAGGAGAUUGCCCUGCGCAAUGGGCCCUUCUACAUCGAGGGCAUGGACCUGAGCCCCAAGGAGGUUGUGCAGAAGGUGCGGAACAGCCAGAAGCCGUUCUUCCGGCCCUCCAUCGACAUGGGGCUGCACAGCGAGGAGCUGGCCGUGCUGAUGGAGCGCUGCUGGGCGCAGGACCCCGCCGAGCGCCCUGACUUCAGCCAGAUCAAGAUCUUCAUCCGCAGAUUCAACAAGGAAGGCAGCACCAGCAUCCUGGACAACCUGCUGUCGCGCAUGGAGCAGUACGCCAACAACCUGGAGAAGCUGGUGGAGGAGCGGACGCAGGCCUACCUGGAGGAGAAGCGCAAGGCCGAGAACCUGCUCUACCAGAUCCUGCCCCACUCCGUGGCCGAGCAGCUGAAGCGCGGGGAGACGGUGCGGGCUGAGGCCUUCGACAGCGUCACCAUCUACUUCAGCGAUAUUGUGGGGUUCACAGCCCUGUCGGCUGAGAGCACCCCUAUGCAGGUGGUGACCCUCCUGAACGAUCUCUACACCUGCUUCGACGCCAUCAUCGAUAACUUCGACGUGUACAAGGUGGAGACGAUUGGAGACGCCUACAUGGUGGUGUCGGGGCUGCCGGUGCGGAACGGGAAACUGCACGCCAACGAGAUCGUCCGCAUGGCGCUGGCCCUGCUGGAGGCUGUGAAAACCUUCAAAAUCCGGCAUCGGCCCAAUGACCAGCUCCGGCUGCGCAUCGGCAUCCACACCGGUCCCGUCUGUGCCGGGGUGGUAGGGCUGAAGAUGCCCCGGUACUGCCUGUUUGGGGACACGGUGAACACAGCCUCGCGCAUGGAGUCCAACGGGCAGGCACUGAAGAUCCACAUUUCGUCCACCACCAAGGAGGUCCUGGAUGAGUUUGGCUGCUUCGAGCUGGAGCUCCGAGGCGACGUGGAAAUGAAGGGGAAAGGGAAGAUGCGGACGUACUGGCUGCUGGGCGAGCGGAUGGACGACAGCAUCAUCUGAGGCAGGCCCCUGGGCUGACUCGAGCUCUGCACUGAGCGGGGCUUCGUCACUGAGCUCCGCAUGCAGGAGGCUGCGCGCCGUCUCUGAGCACCACUCCCCGGCCGCGGCAGGGAGCGCCCAGCACGCAGGCGGCUCCUGGGCUGGCACCGGGCUCUGCCUCCGGACUGCAGGCCCCACCAACCCAGCCGAGCUCCACGGGCCCUGCUGGCAGACACACAGAGCCGUGCUGCCCACCUGGCCCUGCCCGCCCAGCUGCAGUCUCCUUCCACUCAGCCUCCGAGUGCAGGGCCUGGCGGGGAUGGCGGGAGCCAGCCGGGCCCACGACCCCAUUCGGCUCCUUGGAGCCUGGCUGUACCGGGGCUGGCAGGGCCCCGGGCACCGCCUGAGAACAAGCCCCCGGGGCCCUGAGUCUCUGUAACCCGGUAUCCCCUCCCCAGGCUCAGCUGGCUCUGAGCCCCUCAGCCUUGCCAUCCCCUGGGCCCAGCUGGCUCUGAGCCCGUCCCCCCAGGGGCCUGGCUGCUCCCCCAUGGCACUUGGCCUUCCUUCCAGUACUCUGCACCCUCCCCCGAAGUGAGCGAGCUGGGGGCUGCUGCCAGGGCUGGCCCUCAGCUGGAGGGGGGGGUGUUCCUCGCCCACUGUCCUGUGGCCUGGUUCACACGAGCACGAUGCAGCUGCUCACACCUUCCCUUGUAACUGUCCCGCAUCCCUCCCUCUUGCCCUGUAACUACCCCCUGGGCUGGGCAAACGCCCACAGCCUGGCAGUGCCCACAGCCUCCCUCGAGUGUACAUAUAGGGAUCAAACUGUGCACACGAUUGUGUUGAAAUACAGCCUUCCCGAACCAGA
Dermochelys coriacea (leatherback sea turtle) is the source of this 4174-nucleotide messenger RNA. RefSeq names its product natriuretic peptide receptor 2 (gene NPR2). Gene Ontology annotation, cellular component: membrane. NCBI's taxonomy places the organism in Eukaryota, Metazoa, Chordata, Testudines, Dermochelyidae. Gene Ontology annotation, molecular function: ATP binding; peptide hormone binding; guanylate cyclase activity. Gene Ontology annotation, biological process: intracellular signal transduction; protein phosphorylation; cGMP biosynthetic process. The record is from RefSeq and is a predicted model, not a curated record. The transcript is spliced from 22 exons. The coding region runs from base 64 to 3330 and encodes 1088 amino acids.